GUUGUAUGGCCAGAUUCCAUUUGAUCUAUACAAGUGUAAAGAGCUUCAAGUGUUAAGAUUGAUUUCCAAUGAAUUUACAGGAAGCAUACCAACACAAAUUGGUAAUUUUACCAAGCUAAAACAACUAAAUAUUGGUCGCAACUACUUGACAGGCGAAAUCCCUCAAGAGAUUGGAAAUCUUUUCAAUUUAGAAAUAUUGGCUUUGCAGGUCAACAGCCUGAACGGAAGUAUACCAGGGGACAUUGGAAACUGCACUUCCCUUAAGCAAAUAUUAAUUAAUCGAAACUUUUUAACAGGAACCAUUCCAAGGGAGAUUGGAAAUAUUACUUUGCUCCAGAUAUUAUCGAUGGACAAAAACAAUUUAACUGGUACAAUACCUCAAGAGAUUGGCAACCUUCAAAAUCUGCAAAUUGUGCAUUUAUCUUUCAACAAAUUGAAAGGCUCAAUUCCAUCUUCAAUCUUCAAUAUCUCAACAAUGAAUUGGAUUGCUCUUACAUCCAAUAAUCUGUCAGGAAAUCUUCCAUCAACCUUAGGCCUUAGCCUUCCAAAUAUUAUAUGGCUUUACCUUAGUAUUAAUGAACUCACUGGACCUAUCCCUCCAUCCAUUUGCAAUGCAUCUAAGCUAGAAAUCCUAGAAUUAGCUCACAAUUCUUUUUUUGGCUCCAUUCCUGAGUGCUUUGGAACUUUAAAAUAUUUGGAGACACUCAAAUUAGCUCAUAAUCUUUUAGCCACUAAAAAUCCAUUUGGAGAGCUAAGCUUUCUUUCAUCAUUGACAAAUUGUCAAAAUUUGGUCUACUUAUGGUUCGGUCACAAUCCACUUUUAGAAGGCUAUCUUCCAAUUUCUAUUGGAAAUUUAUCCAAUUCUCUUGAAUACUUUAUUGCUAGUGAUUGUCUUAUAAAGGGUGAAAUUCAAGAAAAUAUUGGCAAUUUAAAUAGCUUGAUAAGUCUAAAUUUGGGAAACAAUUUAUUAACAGGAGAAAUUCCAAGUGCUAUUGGAAGAUUAGUAGAGCUUCAAGGUUUAUUUCUUCAUGGUAAUAAUUUACAAGGAUUUAUCCCAAAUGAGCUAUGUUAUUUGAAGUCACUUGUUAACUUGGAAUUGACGAGCAAUAACAUUUCAGGAUUGAUACCAUAUUGCUUUAACAACCUUACAUCCUUAAGAGAUCUAUUCUUGGCUUCGAAUAACUUCAUUGGUACCAUACCCUCAACUUUAUGGAGACUAAAAGAUAUUUUACAAGUGAACUUAUCUUCAAACUCUUUAAUGGGUUCUCUCUCGUCAGAAAUCGAGAACCUAAAGGUUGUUGUUUUGAUAGAUAUAUCAGAAAAUGAAUUAUCGGGUCAGAUUCCUACAACCAUUGGAGGUAUGCAAGAUUUAAUUGCCUUAUACUUACAUGGGAAUAAGUUACAAGGUCAAAUUCCUGAAUCAAUUGAUAACUUGAAUGCCUUGGAAUUCUUAGACCUUUCAAGAAAUAACCUUUCAGGAAUGAUUCCUAAGUCUUUGGAGAAACUAUUGCAUCUUAAGUACUUCAAUGUUUCCUUUAAUCAAUUACAAGGAGAAAUUCCUGAUAAAGGACCUUUUAUGAACUUUUCAUUCCAGUUCUUUAUAGGAAAUAAAGGGUUAUGUGGCUUACCUAGGUUGGAGGUUGCAACUUGCAAAAACAAUCGCAAUAUUCGAGCAUCUAAAAAGCUAAGCCAAAACAAUCGCAAUAUUCGAGCAUCUAAAAAGCUAAGCCAGCUUUUUCUUAGAUAUAUUUUGCCUUCUUUCAUAUUCACUGUGUUGAUACUUGUCAUAAUUAUUUUUCAUCGAUUUAAAAGAAAAGCAAAGCUUAAAGAUCCUGAAAGUUUUUUGCAAUUAGAGAAAUGGAGAAGAAUUUCAUAUCGAGAACUUGAGUUUGCAACAAAUGGGUUUCAAGAAAGCAAUUUUCUUGGUGUGGGAAGUUUUGGAAAAGUGUAUAAGGGAACUUUAUCAGAUGGAACAAUUAUUGCAAUAAAGGUUUUCAAUAUGCAAUUAGAGAAAGGAUUUAAGAGCUUUGAAAAGGAAUGUGAUGUGUUACGCAAUCUUCGCCAUCGAAAUCUUGUCAAAGUUGUCAGUAGUUGUUGCAAUCUUGAUUUCAAGGCAUUGGUAAUUGAGUUCAUGCCUAAUGGAAGUCUAGAGAAAUGGUUAUAUUCCGAGAAUUACUUUUUGGAUAUUCUUCAAAGGUUAAAUAUUAUGGUAGAUGUGGCAUCUGCAUUAGAAUAUAUCCAUCAUGGCUGUGUUAUGCCUGUGGUUCAUUGUGAUAUAAAGCCAAGCAAUGUUUUGUUAAAUGAAGAGAAGGUGGGAUUUGUUGCUGAUUUUGGCAUUGCAAAACUUUUAGGUGAAGAAGAUUCUGUUAAGCAAACGAUAACACUAGCCACAAUUGGUUAUAUGGCACCAGAGUAUGGAUCAGAAGGACUUGUAUCGAUGAAAUGUGAUGUUUAUAGUUAUGGUAUUCUAUUGAUGGAAACUUUUACGAGAAAGAAACGGAAACGUUUUUUACGAGAAGAAACGACAGAUGAGUUAUUUCUCGCGAGGAAAUUGAGUCUGAAACAGUGGGUCUGA
Messenger RNA from Jatropha curcas, 2575 nucleotides. NCBI's taxonomy places the organism in Eukaryota, Viridiplantae, Streptophyta, Magnoliopsida, Malpighiales, Euphorbiaceae. The record is from RefSeq and is a predicted model, not a curated record.